This is a messenger RNA of Parasteatoda tepidariorum (common house spider), 1300 nucleotides long. The record is from RefSeq and is a predicted model, not a curated record. NCBI's taxonomy places the organism in Eukaryota, Metazoa, Arthropoda, Arachnida, Araneae, Theridiidae.
UAAAUGGUGUAAAUGAAGUGAAGCAACGGUUUGUUUAUAUUUACAUUUGAUGUGAAGGUUGAAAUUUGAAAAUUCGGUUUGAUUUUGAGAAAUAUGUUCAAGUUUAUAAGUAAAAUGUAAACUUAAUAAAAUAUUUAAGUCAUGUUAACCAUUUAUUAAUUACUAAUUUACAUUUAAAACAGUAAAAUAUUGAAUAUGUUUGCCACUUAUGUUCGCAAUUUAUCAUUUUAUUACAACAUUUUGAACCCUUUUAUUAAAAAAACGGAAUUUUUUCGCAACGUUCAUUUUAUACGAAGAUUUUCAAAUAUUACAACUUUAGAUGUUUUUGAUAGACAAACUAAAAAGAUACACAGAAAUUGGUCGGCAAAAAUCAAAGGUGGCGAAGUUUAUGAUUAUUUGAAAGAUGAAAUUGGUGACAGGGUUGCAGAUCGUGUAUUUGAUAUCACUAGGACAUUUACUAAUUGUGUGGAGCUAGGCUGUGGAAAAGGUCAUAUUUCUAAGCAUUUAACACCAGAUAAUGUUGAGAUGCUAUAUCAGUGUGAUAUUUCAUCUGAAAUGGUGAAACGAAGUAAUAUAUGUUCUGAAAUACCCACUGUUAAGAUGGUUGUAGAUGAGGAGUACUUGCCCUUUUCUCCAAACAGUAUUGAACUUUUUGUGAGCAGCCUAAAUUUUCAUUGGAUUAAUAAUCUUCCUGGAGUAUUUGAGCAAAUUCAUAAAUGUUUAAAGCCUGAUGGUGUUCUUAUAGCAUCUUUAUUUGGUGGUGAUACUUUGUUUGAAUUACGUUCUUCUCUACAAUUAGCUGAAAAUGAAAGAGAAGGAGGAUUUUCUCCACACAUUUCACCUUUUGCUAGAGUGAGAGACAUUGGAGAUUUGCUAAAUAGAGCUGGUUAUACUAUGCUUACAAUAGAUACUGAUGAAAUAGUUGUGAAUUAUCCUAGUAUGUUUGAAUUGCUGGAUGAUUUAAGAGGAAUGGGUGAAACAAAUGCUGCAUGGAAUCGAAAGGUAGGCAUUAACCGUGACUCUUUAUUGGCUGCAGGAGCAAUUUAUGCAGGAAUGUAUGGUAAUGCUGACCACACUGUCCCAGCAACCUUUCAAGUUAUCUACCUCAUUGGGUGGAAGCCACAUGAAUCACAAGCUAAACCAGCUAAAAGAGGAUCUGGUCAGAUUUCAAUGAAGACUAUUUCUAAUCUGAAUAAAGAUGAUAGAUAAAUGCUUAUGUUAUUUUUAGAGACAUUGAAUUGUAUUUAAUUGCAUUUUUUUUAUAUAAAAAAAAAAAUAAAAAGUUUUGUUUAGAUUAUAA